This is a messenger RNA of Anopheles marshallii, 645 nucleotides long. RefSeq lists its product as uncharacterized. NCBI's taxonomy places the organism in Eukaryota, Metazoa, Arthropoda, Insecta, Diptera, Culicidae. The record is from RefSeq and is a predicted model, not a curated record. The coding region runs from base 1 to 645 and encodes 214 amino acids. The transcript has 4 exons.
AUGCUUGAAUCGAUGAUCAUGAACCGAAUCUUUCGGUACUUCAUGAAGUUUCACGGAUACUUCAUCGCGUUCUGCACGAUCUUCUUCACCUCCGUCAUCAUCGUGAGCUCGUUCAUGGGCCGGGACGUACACGACGAGCCCCUGUUCGUGGAGGAAGAGUUCGAACCGGUGCUAAAGUUUCCCGUGCUGAUACAGCUCGAAUCGGUCCUAUGGUUGACGGCAUCGGUGCUGUUGGUGGCCGGACUGUACAAGGAGCACAAGAUUUACAUCACCCCCUUUCUGGCGCUGUUCAUUGCGGACGGUGUGGUGGUGAUCGUGCAGGAAACGGUCAACCUCUGCACCGGACGCAUGUCCGAGUUGGCCACGAUCGAUACGCGCCAGCUGGUGGUGAUGAUACUGGCGAACGUGUACGUGCUGGUCAGCCUAAUCGUGCUGUAUCGGAUGUUCGGCAAGGAACCGCUGCCAACCACCCAGAACAACUUCGUGCGCUUCGAUAACGAGCAGGACGUGGAGGCGGGCCCGGGAACCGUCCCGGCAACGAUCAUUCCCACAGCACCACCCGUCACAACAGCCAAUGUCAACGGUGCGUUGAACUCGCCGCCGCCCGGUUUCGCGAGUAACGGUGUCACGCAGCACGCGACCUAA